Molecule: messenger RNA, 1017 nt
Organism: Vanrija pseudolonga
Lineage: Eukaryota; Fungi; Basidiomycota; Tremellomycetes; Trichosporonales; Trichosporonaceae
Exons: 3
Coding region: 1-1017 (338 amino acids)
Source: RefSeq, a predicted model, not a curated record
AUGCCGCUAGACCACACAGCCUUCCCUACCAUCAUCGACCGCAUCAUCACUCUCUGCGACCGCCCCACCCUCCUAGCCUUUCGCGCAACAUCUCAAGCAUACCGCUGCAGAAUCAGCAAGACCGUCUUUGCCCACGCCGCGCUCCUCCAGCUCGGCAGCUCGUACUCUCUCGUGCUGCCAUGCCAGGCGGGCCCGCGGCCGAUCGACUUCCUCCCAUUAGUCGACGUCUCGAUCUCCACGAUCGACCUGUACCUCGACGGGGCGCCCACCCCACGGGUUGUCAAGUUCGUCGGGCAGUUGGGCAACCUGCGCACGCUGCGCCGGUUCGGUCGCGGCCGCGAGGUACCUAUCGCGCCCAACGUGCGAUCAGACACAACCGUGGUCGACUACAUCUCUUUCUGGAAGAAGGAGAAGAUCUACCUCGUCCCAGCCGCCGCGCGGCACAUACUCCACUUGAACUGGGACGGCGCGCACACCACGACGACGUUCUCCUUCCCCGCUGUUAGGCUACCGCACACGACAUUGUCCGAGGUCGUGAUCGUCAUCCACCGCCGCCAGUCCGUUUCAUCGACCACAUUCUCCCCCUUCACAGCUUUGUACACCCUGGUCGAGGCGCUCGCUGUGCGCAUUCUCGCGGGCAUGACGGUCACUGUUGUCGGGCUUGAACGUCUCGACCCCCGGCAGAUCAGCGUGACCGCGUCCCAUACGCUCGGGGACGCCACCGCCGCGGAGGAGGCAUUCAAGGACGUGCUACUGAAGCAUCUGAAGAACAGUACCAACCACCCGCUCCGCACCUCUGCUCAAGGCGUCACGGACGCCGUGUCAUGCGUCACCAUGACCGACUGGCGCCGAAGCCUGGGCGAGCGGCGGGACGUUGAGGGCGGUUGGGUGAUGCCGCGGACCUUCCAGCCCUCGUUCAACCACCGCCGGCCCUCGUUCAACCCCAACCCCAACCUCCCAUCGUUCAUACCACCGUAUCUAACCCUUCCAGCCCAAACGUGGUGUAUCAUUAGUUAG